AUGAACUCGAAUUUGCCGUAUAAACCAUCUCCACUGUCUUUUAAUUCCCCGCGCGCAUCGCCAUUCCGACGCCCGUCAUCGCCAGGCUCGCCCACCACAGCGAUCCGAGCCAGCACACCAGCCAGCUCACCUGGGAGAGGACAUACUCCAGUCACCUCUCCCAGCAAACUACAUCAGUCAUACACUGUGGGUGAUACCGAGGAAGCAUUAGCCGAGGAUGAUCAACCAGUCUCGGCCUCUGCCCCAAAGUCACCACGAUGGCGAGAAUCACCAGUGUCGCCGACAAAAGGCGCUUCCGGGAGGAAUAGCUUUUCAUCGCCAUUAGGCGUACGAUCGCCGCGUCCAAAUGCUAUUAGCAACGAUGCCAUAUCGAGGUUGCCUCCGUCUCAGGUGAGGGACAUGCGAGAAGCAUUCCAGGUCCUUGAUCGCGAUAACGACGGUAGCGUCAAUCGUGGCGAUGUAGCGGACGUCCUGUCAAAUCUGGGCCGAGACCCGUCAUCAAGUGCAACCGCUCAAUAUUUCCCCGCUGGCGCGGCACAGACAAUGAACUUGCCCACAUUUCUGAGUACCCUAUCCACAUUGCUGGCGCCAUUAUCUUCUCAAAAGGAGCUUCUCAAUGCGUUCGCCGCAUUUGACGACGACGACAGCGGACAGGUGGAUGUGGCGGAACUGCGUGAUGCUCUUCUCCACACGAACCCCGAUAUUGGCGAGAGUCCUCUCACAGAACGAGAGGUGGACGAGGUCCUAGACGGGUUUACUGGACGAAGGGCGUUUGGGGGCAGGGGAAAACUAGCAGGGUUGCAUGGACAGAAACGAGGCGAGGUCUUCCAUUACCAGGACUUCGUUGGCAGCAUCAUGGGCAGUUCGGACAACGGAAACGGGCCUAAUAGUGUAGCCAAAGCUGGCUCAAGUUGA
Messenger RNA from Talaromyces atroroseus, 915 nucleotides. RefSeq lists its product as hypothetical. Bases 1 to 915 code for a protein of 304 amino acids. The record is from RefSeq and is a predicted model, not a curated record. Lineage: Eukaryota; Fungi; Ascomycota; Eurotiomycetes; Eurotiales; Trichocomaceae. The transcript is spliced from 2 exons. Gene Ontology annotation, cellular component: myosin II complex; cytoplasm. Gene Ontology annotation, molecular function: myosin heavy chain binding; calcium ion binding; cytoskeletal motor regulator activity. Gene Ontology annotation, biological process: mitotic cytokinesis; actomyosin structure organization.